Messenger RNA from Macroventuria anomochaeta, 1420 nucleotides. RefSeq lists its product as uncharacterized. The record is from RefSeq and is a predicted model, not a curated record. Gene Ontology annotation, molecular function: zinc ion binding; mRNA binding. Gene Ontology annotation, cellular component: nucleus. The transcript has a single exon. Lineage: Eukaryota; Fungi; Ascomycota; Dothideomycetes; Pleosporales; Didymellaceae. The coding region runs from base 171 to 1316 and encodes 381 amino acids. Gene Ontology annotation, biological process: regulation of mRNA splicing, via spliceosome.
GUGCUCAGACUGCUUGGUGCUUAUGCGCAUCUGGCGAAGCCUGCAGUACAGCUUUGUCACUAACCCUACCUACCCUUUGCUCACACACAUUUUUGAUCAUACACUAACCACAGCUUUUUGCACUAACAGUUGGAUUACUCAUUGGACCUCGUGGAAAUACCCUCAAGAAGAUGGAGUCUGAGUCCGGCGCAAAGAUUGCGAUUCGUGGCAAGGGCUCCGUUAAGGAGGGUAAAGGGCGAUCUGACGCAGCUCACACCAGCAACCAGGAGGAGGACCUGCACUGCUUGAUCAUGGCGGAUACCGAGGAGAAGGUCAACAAGGCCAAGAAGCUCAUCCACAACGUCAUUGAGACUGUAAGUUUUCCCAAAUCCCGCUGCAGUCUUGAUACUAACAAUCUGCAGGCUGCCUCCAUCCCCGAAGGCCAGAACGAACUCAAGCGCAACCAGCUCCGUGAGCUCGCCGCCCUCAACGGUACCCUCCGUGACGACGAGAACCAAGCUUGCCAGAACUGUGGUGAAAUCGGUCACCGCAAGUACGACUGCCCCCAAAAGCAGAACUUCACUGCGAGCAUCAUUUGCCGUGUCUGUGGACAAGCUGGUCACAUGGCUCGUGAUUGUCCUGAUCGCAAGGUUGGACAGCCGUGGCGCAAUGACAACCGCUUCGGCGGCGACCGCCCUCAAGGCCGCAUCGGAGGUGCUCCGGAGAACGAACUGGACGCUUUCUUGUCCGAGAUGGGCGGCGGUGGUGGGCAGCCUCGUGGAGCUAUCGAGUACAAUGGCGGGGGUGCUGGCGGCGACAGCUAUGGAGGCGGCGAGCGCAACCUCAAGCCCUGGGAGCGUGGCCCAACUGGCGGUGCUGCACCCUGGGCGCACAGCGACAGCCGUGGCGACCGUGGCGACAGCAACUCAGCUGCUCCUCCGCCCUGGGCUGGAGCUGGUGGAGCUGGUGCCGGCGCUGGUGGCUCCUACGACCAGAGCGGCGGCUACGGCAACAGCGGCGCCGCACCGUGGGCCUCUGCUGCUCCAGCUGCUGGAGCUUCGUACGGCUACGGAAACUACGGAGCUGGCUACGACCAGAGUGCUGCCGCGACGGGCUACGGUGCCCCUGGCUACGGCGCUCCUGGCUACGGCGCUCCUGCGGCUGCUGCCGGCCCUCCUCCUGGUCUGGGUCCUCUGUUUCAAAACUACGGAUCAGCUGGAAGCCCGCCUCCUCCUCCGCCACCGUCUGGCUCAGUGCCUCCACCACCUCCUCCGGGUGACGUUCCUCCUCCGCCUCCGCCUGGCGAUGUCCCUCCUCCACCUCCUCCCCCAGCCUAAACGUUGCGCGAGCUUUAGUCUAAAUGUAGUAGUACUUGAGGUUUAGGCGGUUGGUUUCUUGGUAUAAAAGCAAUACUUACAGUCUAACUUUCAGAGAGUAGUUC